AUCUCUAUGAAUAUGAUUUGUAAACUUGAAACAAACACGUAACUCCCAAAAUCUGCAAGAGUGGUAGGUCUGCUUUGAUUUUUAAAACACGUAAUUGUUGAAAUGUGUGACGCGUUCCCUUGCGUCUAGUUGUAGUAUGACGUGGCUCCUCGUUAAAACUUUCCGUUGAUUUUCCACUAGUUCAUUCAUUUUGCUUUUGCAUUAACGUAAAAAUGAUGGGUGCUGGAGCAUCAACUUUUGCAUCAGAAUCAGAAUCAGCUACACCUGAAGCUCAAAUUUCAGGCAUUUUUAUAUACCCAAUUAAGUCAUGCCGUGGAAUUUCUCUUUCUCAUGCUCCUCUCACUCCUUCUGGACUUCGAUGGGAUCGACAAUGGGUGGUGGUGAAUUCGAAAGGGAGAGCAUAUACUCAAAGAGUUGAACCAAAGCUUGCUUUGGUUGAGAUUCAACUCCCACUUGAAGCUUUCCAUCAACACUGGGAACCUACCACUGAUUCCUUUAUGGUGGUGAAAGCACCUGGGAUGGAACCUCUUAAAGUUUAUUUGAACAAACAGUAUGAAGUAGCAGAUGAUAUAACAGUAUGGGAAUGGAAUGGAUCUGCCUGGGAUGAGGGAGCCGAAGCAUCGCAGUGGUUCUCUGAUUAUUUAGGAAGUCUUAGUAAACUGGUCCGCUUCAAUACUGCUUCAGAAGUUAGAAAAGUAGACCCUGAUUAUGUUGAGGAACAGCACCAGACCUUGUUCACUGAUGGUUAUCCGUUCUUACUCAUAUCUCAAGAAUCGUUGGAUGCAGUAAACAAGCUUCUAGAGGAACCGAUACCUAUGAAUCGUUUCAGACCCAAUAUCCUUGUUGAAGGUUGUGAACCAUUUUCUGAAGACAUAUGGAGAGAUAUCAAGAUAAGCAGGUUUUCAUUUCAGGGUGUCAAGCUGUGUUCCCGUUGUAAGGUACCAACAAUAAACCAAGAGACAGCAAUACCAGAUGGAUCUGAACCAACUGAAACUCUCAUGAAAAUUAGGUCUGGCAAAGUCAUAAGACCAAAUGAUAAAAACAAAAACAAGGUCUACUUUGGUCAGAAUAUAGUCUGGAAUUGGAGGGAUUCUUCUGCUAAAGGGGAUGGAAAAGUCCUUAAAGUUGGAGAUCCAGUUUAUGUUACCAAAAAGUUAUCUUCUGCAGCAGAAGCAGCUGCUUGACCUUGAAUUAUGUGUGUAAAAUAUGUGCAUCAAUCCUUUACCAGAAAGUAAAAAGGCUACAAUGACAUAGACUUUAUCAAACAUUAGUUAGUAUCGAUGUUAUGAUGAAAUUAAGAGUAUUACAUGGUUGCUGAACUUUGCUUUGAGUUGUUGUAACUUGUUAUGCAUCUCUUCUAUCCAAAUAAUCACAUGACAAUAUGGAUUGUGCAAAAAAUAAAAAGACCUUUCGUUUGUUUUCA
Molecule: messenger RNA, 1423 nt
Organism: Cicer arietinum (chickpea)
Lineage: Eukaryota; Viridiplantae; Streptophyta; Magnoliopsida; Fabales; Fabaceae
Molecular function (GO): pyridoxal phosphate binding; molybdenum ion binding; catalytic activity
Source: RefSeq, a predicted model, not a curated record